This is a messenger RNA of Pocillopora damicornis (cauliflower coral), 1794 nucleotides long. RefSeq names its product perforin-like protein 1. Lineage: Eukaryota; Metazoa; Cnidaria; Anthozoa; Scleractinia; Pocilloporidae. The record is from RefSeq and is a predicted model, not a curated record.
AUGGGGGAAACGGCCACUGUUGUAACCAAAGACAUGGAGUUUCACAUGGAACGCAUAAUGAAGCAUGAUCUGCUCUUUCCGGCAUUUGUGGGUACAGUGUUAAUGUUUUUGGUGCUUCCUAAUGCGGCGGGUACAACCUUAAGCAAGGCAGAUCAGCCAGGAGUUUCUUUUCAAGACUGUAAUGGAACUGACUGGAAGAAAACUUAUCCUAACCUGGAUUUUGUACUUCUUGGUUACGAUAUCCUGCAAGGCAAUCCCAUUGCCAAAUACGACCCUGGCUUUACCCAUCCAAUAUUCAGAGCCAACUACUCAGAGCAACGACAAAGUGCGGACUGUCGUUACAGGUUCCCAGCAGGUUUCACAGUUUACCCCAGCCAGUAUUGCUCGGUGUCAUUUGCGUCUAGACUAGUUCAGAAUAAGAAAGAAAUGACCAAACUCCUUGGAGCCUCGGCACGUGUCGAAGUUGCUGCCAUUAAUGUCAUUAUGUAUUCAGGUGGAGGAGAAUUGGAAUUUCAGUUUUCUGCCAGUGCAGACCUCAAAAGAGAAGUAGCUGAAAUGAAAUCGGGAAAGUAUGUGCGAAUCAUUUCUAGUGCACAGUGUCAGCGUUAUCGCAGUAACAUUGACCUGGCGAGGCCUCCACCGUUUGAUCCAGGUUUUAUUGAGUGGGCAAACAAACUAGCAGAUUCAAGUGCAAGUGAAGGAGAUGUUUUACAAUUCAUAAAAUACUACGGAACUCACUUCUUCUCAGACGUCACAUUUGGAGCAAAGUUCAUUCAAAGCCACAAGAUAAGUCAAGCAGAUCUAGAGAAAUUAAAAAAGGAAUCAAUGAGUGUGGAAGCCCAGGCGAGCUACUCGGCUCUAUUCAGUGUCGGUGGUGGAUCGUCCAUGGAUAGCGAUCAAAGAAACGCUGCAACAAAGUUUAUGAAGAAUGUAGAUUGCACGACCACCCCCGUUGGGUCCGUCCCACCCAGCAAUGGAGACGCUGCGACUUGGGCAACAUCAGUUCAAUCGAACCCUGUCCCUGUUAUGUACACUCUGCUUGGUAUAGAGAACCUGUUCAGCGAUCGUUUUACCAGAAAUCUUUCACCUAAAGUUAACUACGUUGGUCUAAAGAAGAAAUUGGCUGAUGCUGCGUAUAAACACUGUCAGGUUUUGAGGAAGCAUGGUAAAGUCCCCUCUUGCAGCUUUAAAGUUAAGAUUGAAGGACAUGGAAUUGGGUUUGAAGAUAAAGUUUCAGAGUACAUCCGAGACAUAGACAGAGACUCGUGUGAAGAAAUGUGUCUUGACAUCGCUGAUUGCGUGGCUGUUGAAUACCGCAACUCUUCUUCAACAACAGUUUGCACACUUAGGGAGAAAAACGCUAAUGGGUUUAAAAUAGUUAAUAUUAAGAAUAGUCAAAUAAUCGUAUUUCUUUCAAAAUUGGCAACUGGAAAAGUUUCUCUAUCAUUGAACCCUGCACGCCUAAAAGGAAACGCCUUUUGGAGUUAUUACACAAGCACUGAACGAAGAUGCAUCAGUGAGUGUAAAGAGAGAGCGGAAUGUGAUGGUUACUGGCUCAAUCGGGGCAGGUGUCAUUUGAUGUCAGUUCAAGAUAUGACAGGGAUUGAGUUCGCUUCUUAUGAGUAUGCUGGAUUUCUACCCAGAUUUUAAACCUUGAAAGCAUCUUACCUCCUAUUAGGCACUGGUCAUUGAUUAUCGCUGGGAGGUGUCGGAGGAUUUUGGCUCUGUAUGUGUCAUGAUAAAAUUUACCUGACUGAUCCGACUGAUCCCCCUCCGUUCCCCCUGAAAAUCAUG